CUGCUACCAUCGCCUCUUUCCUUCCCCACCGCUAUGACAGCCUCUCUUCUCGAACGCAUCUCUCUCCCCGCCAAUGGCUCAGUCGGUCCCGUGCGCAACCGCGGCCAUCGCGCUGGCGGAAGCCCAUACAACCGGAACCAACGCCCACCGAAGGGCGACGUCAACAGCACAUGGGAACACGAUCUGUUCCGCGGGCCGGGAGCAGACAGCGGCUCGCUCAGUGCGCGGCUCUCGUCCGCGUCGGCGGGCGUGCCCAAGAUGAACUUUACGGGGGCAGACCGCGCGCUGCGAGAGGCGCUGGGGGAGAAGGGGCUGUCGAUAAAGGGUGCGAGUGGGCGGGGGAACGUCGUGCAGGUCGGCGGGCUGGCGAACGGCACGAGCGCUGCUGAUGUCGAGGCGAUCUUCAAGCGAUGCGGGCCCAUCACCAACGCGGUGCUCACGUCGCGUGCUGACCCGCCGAUUGUCCGCAUUACGUUCAAGCACGAGCAGGACGCUCAGGCGGCGGUCACAAAGUUCCACGGACAGCCGGCGGACGGCCGCUUGCUCGAGGUCAAGGUCGUUGGCGGCGUGAAUGCUACCCUGGGCGGGCGCAUCAUGGGUGCCUCCGUGCCGGACGAUAGCGUCGACGUGCUCAUGGGGGACGAUGGCUCCAGCGGAUCGUGAGUUCCUGGCGUCAGGAGCCCAUGGCUCAACACUUAAUUUGUCGUGCACGCCAACAGAAAACUCCGCUCCGACGACAUCCUUGCAAAAGACUCCCGCGCGACCGUACUCGUCGCACCGCCGGGGAUGAACCCGUCCGAAUACACGCAACGACCAGCACGGGGCGGACGAGGCCGUGGACGAGGCCGCGGGCGGCGUGGU
Messenger RNA from Postia placenta MAD-698-R-SB12, 861 nucleotides. RefSeq lists its product as hypothetical. Gene Ontology annotation, molecular function: RNA binding. The coding region runs from base 34 to 663 and encodes 209 amino acids. The record is from RefSeq and is a predicted model, not a curated record. The transcript is spliced from 3 exons. Lineage: Eukaryota; Fungi; Basidiomycota; Agaricomycetes; Polyporales; Adustoporiaceae.